Messenger RNA from Rhodamnia argentea, 2286 nucleotides. Its product is annotated as heparanase-like protein 1. The transcript has 11 exons. Bases 390 to 2012 code for a protein of 540 amino acids. Gene Ontology annotation, molecular function: beta-glucuronidase activity. Gene Ontology annotation, cellular component: membrane; plant-type cell wall. NCBI's taxonomy places the organism in Eukaryota, Viridiplantae, Streptophyta, Magnoliopsida, Myrtales, Myrtaceae. The record is from RefSeq and is a predicted model, not a curated record.
UGUUUCACCCACCUAAAAUCUCUCUUGCUCACCCUACGUUCUUAACUAAACCUCUACCGACGGUGUCCGAAACCCAACAAAUUUCGAUGCUGACCCCACCCAGUAGAUCCACUCAGCGAGGCAGGGAGUGACGAAUUUUACCCGCGAGACGGGUCUUCUUUGCGUUGUUGAUAGCUACAGGAGAAUCGUGAGCUCAUCCGCACCGACAUAGCAUGUGAAAGAUCUUGGCUUUAGGGAUAAAGUUGCUUAGUUGCGGACUUUCGCCUUCUUUGCUUUUUCUUUUUUCCAGACACCGAGCUUUACACUGUUACUGGGAAUUCGCUUCAUUUGAGUUUAUCUGGAUGACCUGAGCUAUUGGUGAAGCUGCCAUUUUCAGUAUACUUUAAGCAAUGGGAUUAUUCUGCCUAGCCUUGUUCAUUUUUAUUGUUUCUUUCCCGCCGGGAUUAGCUCAAGAUGUUGCACAGUCUACUCUCAUCGUUCAUGGCUCCAAGGCAAUUGCGGAGACUGAUGAUAACUUCAUUUGUGCAACUCUUGAUUGGUGGCCUCAUGAUAAAUGCAAUUAUAACCAGUGUCCAUGGGGAUAUUCAUCUGUUAUAAAUCUGAACUUGUCCGAUCCAGUACUUGGGAAGGCAAUCCAAGCUUUCAAGAGUUUGAGGAUAAGAAUUGGAGGUUCCCUGCAAGACCGAGUAUUGUAUGAUGUCGGAAAGUUGAGACUUCCUUGCCACCCAUUUAGAAAGAUUGAAGGUAGCUUGUUUGGCUUUUCCAAGGGAUGCUUACACAUGAAGAGGUGGGAUGAGCUGAACAAAUUAUUCAGUAAGACGGGGGCUGUCGUAACUUUUGGACUGAAUGCACUUAAUGGAAGGCAAUGGAUCAAGGACAAUAUCUGGGGAGGGGAUUGGAACUUCAGUAAUGCUUAUGAUUUUAUCAAAUACACAGUUGCAAGGAGAUACUCCAUCGAUUCAUGGGAAUUUGGUAAUGAGCUCAGUGGAAGUGGAAUUGGCGCUAGCCUCUCUGCUGAACAGUAUGGGAAGGAUCUAAUUGUCCUUAAGAAGAUAAUCGAUGAGUUGUACAAAAGUUCUCAUUCAAAACCUUCACUCGUAGCACCUGGAGGAUUCUAUGAUCGGGAAUGGUAUGCGAAACUCCUUCAGGUUUCAGGUUCAGGAGUGAUCAAUGCAAUGUCCCAUCAUAUAUACAAUCUGGGUGCAGGUGUUGAUCCUCAUCUUGUGAGUAAGAUAUUGGAUCCAAGUUACUUGAGUCAGAUAUCGGACACAUUCAUCAACCUGGAGGAAACAAUCAAGAAGCAUGGACCCUGGGCAUCUGCAUGGGUUGGAGAAUCUGGUGGGGCAUACAAUAGUGGUGGUCGUCACAUAUCUAACACGUUUGUCAACAGCUUCUGGUAUCUAGAUCAGCUUGGAAUGGCUUCCAAGUAUGACACUAAGGUUUAUUGCCGGCAGUCUUUAGUGGGUGGGAAUUAUGGCCUCUUAAACACCGCCACAUUAGCGCCUAAUCCAGAUUACUACAGUGCCCUUCUGUGGCAUCGACUCAUGGGAAAACGCGUUGUUGCUGUCAGUGGUGACGCUCCUCCAUCUUUACGCUGUUAUGCACAUUGUUCAAAAGGAAAGGCAGGCGUGACUUUGCUCCUGAUUAAUUUAAGCAAUGAGACUAAAUUCAUGAUCGGGACCCAGAGUAGUGUGCAGAAUUUGCACGCGGAGGAACAAUCUGUCGAUGGAGGGAGUAUUCUCAUUCACGGAUUGAAGAAAACCGUCUCGUUCGUCGGCCAAGGAUCAUCGGAUGCUCUGCUUUUCAGAGAGGAGUACCAUUUAACUCCACAAGGCGGUCACCUUCAGAGUCAAACCAUGCUCUUGAAUGGAAGCCCGUUGGAGCUCAUGCGGGAUGGAGGGAUCCCGCCUUUAGAGCCUAACCUUGUGCGGGCCGAUUCUCUAGUACCCAUUUCUCCUCUGUCCAUUGCUUUCAUAGUCUUCCCGAAUUUUGAUGCUCAAGCUUGUGCUUGACUCGUCCCCUUGCAUAAUUAAGCGGCGCGAGCAAGUUCAAUGUAUCCAUUUCAAGUGUGUGAAUAAAAUCAAGUUACUGAUGUGUGGCCCUAUUGUGUUCAUCUGUUUGUGAGAUUGGUAUUGAAGCUCUCAUGGCAAAUUGUAACUAAUGCAGCAUGAGAGCAAUUGGGUUCUUCUCAAUGUGUUCAAGUCACUGAUUUGCCAAGGGCAUCUUGCAAAAGUUGCAAAUCUUUUGGUUCUUGGAGGAAUGGAAUGGAAAUGAGCUGUUGAAGAA